This is a messenger RNA of Engraulis encrasicolus (European anchovy), 3827 nucleotides long. RefSeq names its product zinc finger protein 883-like. The coding region runs from base 198 to 2030 and encodes 610 amino acids. The transcript is spliced from 7 exons. NCBI's taxonomy places the organism in Eukaryota, Metazoa, Chordata, Actinopteri, Clupeiformes, Engraulidae. The record is from RefSeq and is a predicted model, not a curated record.
CGGCGCCGUCCUUUUUCGCCGGAGCGUUCUCUUCACCGAAUUUUAGGUACCAAACUAUAUUGCAAGCAGCUGUAGGCUGGGCGCAGGCCGUGUCAAUACGACGGCUAAAGACGAAAGAGACUGUGUGGCAUUUUUCCUAACAACAUUGAAGUGAUGGUGCAGCGCAGCGGAUGAAAUUAGACUAAUGCAACAAAAGCAUGGACCAGCAUACAAACGUGGACGAGUUGCAACAGAGGGCAGAGGAGAAGGAAGCUAAUUUGCAGCAGUCAUUGGAUCAUGAGGUUGAGUUGUGCCAGACCCUGAAACUACAGGUAGAAGAUCUCCAGAAGAGACUUGAAGAGAAGGACAACAAACUCACUCAGGCAAACGAGGUGAUCAGAGCACUGAGGGAUGAGGUGCAGACACUGCAGCAACAGCUGGAGCAGCACAGACGGAAGUACUGUGAGGACGCAAUCAGACAGUGUCGGUGUGGAAGAGAAGAUGGCAUAAUAUUGGCUCGUGGGAUCUCCCUGUCCUGUACCGCUGAGGACAACCCAGGAGACGUGCCAAUGUCACCUGGUGACGACACGCUGACAUCACCACAGGAACUGGAGGACAACCCAGCAGACAUUCCUCUGAUCCUUGCUGAUGGUACACUCAGUACAGUGAAAUCACAGCAGAAACGGCCCGACAGAGUUUUGAAGAUGGAAUCCGAAGAGGGGGACGAUGGUCAUGAUGAUGACUAUGGCGAUGACCUGUUUUAUCAGGAUAGUGAUGGGUACAGUGAGAACGACCCAAAAAGUGACGGCUUUUAUUUCUGCUCUGAGGACAAAGAAGUGUCAUCUCCACCAGAAGAGGGCAUCGUCGAGCCUGAGGGGGAACAGAGGAGGCAGAGACUCCAGCUCCAGACACCUGGGAAACGUCCACCUGGGAAACCCAGAAGGCCUGUAAAAGGAACUGACAAAAGUAAAGGCCAUAAAUGUGAUGUAUGUGGGAAAAUACUAGCACCCAACACAAGUCUAGCUGAUCACUUAAGAGUGCACUCGGGAGAAAGGCCGUAUGCUUGCACUCUGUGUGUCAAAACGUUCAAACAUAGGUCGUCUUUACUCAAUCACAAAACAGCACACACAGGGGAAAAGCCUUAUGCUUGCACUCAGUGUGAAAAGACAUUCAGCUCUGCAAACGGUUUACGAUUUCACCAGAAAAGGCAUCAUACAGGGGAAAGGCCAUCCACAACCAACUCAAAAACUGGAAAAAGAAAGAGUUAUGAAUGUCCUGUAUGUGGCAAAAUAUUAGCGCAUGGGGGAAGUCUACGUGAUCAUUUACAUUCAGUACACUCAGGAGAGAGGCCACAUGCCUGCACUGAGUGUGACAAAACAUUCAAACUGAAAACUGCUUUGCUCAAUCAUGAAAGAACACACUCAAGAGAGACCCCGUAUGCUUGCGCUCAGUGUGACAAAACGUUCAAACAGAAAGCUUCUUUGCUUGCACACCAGAGAUGGCACACAGGGGAGAAGCCUUAUGUCUGCGCUCAGUGUGGGAAAGCAUUCAGAACUUUGAGCAAUUUAAUAGGUCACGAGAAAACUCAUCCAACAGAUGGUGGGGAAAGGGAGAAGUUUCCGUGCGAUGUGUGUGGAAAAGUUCUUGCCUCGCGAGAAAAUCUCAAAAUUCACAAAAGACUGCACACAGGUGAAAGUUGUCAAUGUGACGUGUGUGGUAUGGUAAUUGCCAAGCGGUCAAAUCUUGAAUCUCACCGGAGAAUUCACACAGGCGAAAGGCCUUUCGCCUGCACUUUUUGUGACAAAACGUUCCCUCGUAAAGGCGAUUUAACACGCCAUCAUACAGUUCAUACAAACAAAAGACCAUACAAAUGCCCAGAAUGCCCUAUUGCAUUCAAGAAUUCCGGACAAUUAAAAAAGCAUGCCAGACGACAACAUUCAGGAGAAAAGCUAGCCAGGCUGCGCCCUCCUGCUGACGCAGCACCUUCGGCGCGAUUUCAAGUCUAUGAUAAUCAGGCAAGAGAAAAGCUGUAUUCGUACCAAUCUCUCUAACCAUUACACCACUAAAUGUACAUUCAUUAAAAAUGCCUAAGCAGUCUAAUAAUAUUUUUAAAUGCAUACAAAGGUUGUAAAUAUUUUAACUGGUUAUAUUAGGUGGUUAUAUUAGGUGGUGGUGGAAUUGUGAACCGAUUAAACACGAAAAGUACCGCUGUUAACAGUUUCUUUCAAUCAGUUAUAAUGUAUUUCAACGGUUUAAACGAGAAGUGCCCCAUGUCAUUCAAUAGUUCAGGGCUAUUAUUAAGUAAAACAUAAAACAUGAAAUGAAAAAAUACACCAGGAAAGCCACAUUGUCAUCUGCUCCAAGACCUUUUAAUACAGCUUUAGAGCGAAAUUGUCAUUAACAAACAUUCAGGUAAGGACGUCAGUCGGGGUGACGGUGACAACCAAAGUUAGUCUUCCAAAACAUGAAGACUCCCAGGCGUUGUUUAGAAUUUUUGCGCUUGACUCCAAAACUUUUCAUCAAAUUUCGCCAUUUUCUGAACAGCCACCGAAUGUUUUGUCUUAGACCUACAGAUUAGGGCUUGUUCUCAGCUGUGUAUAUGUGAAAACGGUAUGUUGCUAGCUUCUUCCAUUCCGAAGUUAUUCCACUUAAAGCAAGGGUUAGUUUCGCUAAAAAAAGCGCUUUCCCCCAUUCAGACGGAGAUAAAAGGGGUUUUCUCACAGAUGUGCUCUCGACUUUCCGAGCUUAAGGCAAGUCAUUCAAUCAAGAGUUUAUUGUCAUUGUCAAAAAGGCAACGAAAUUGUGUUUCGGGUACAAUACUUAGUAGCAGCAAAAACUAAUACAAAGUUUAGUACACCUGGGACGGUGGGAAUGUGUUAUAAUAUCUUAAGAGUUUAUAAUGCGGAUGGCCAGAGGAAAGAAAGUUUUCUUUGUCUUUCUAUCUUUGUAAAAAGAUAGCAUAGGCUCCUUCCAGACAUACAUUUCUCUAACAGUCCAUGGUUUGGAGGGGAAUAGUCGCUGAUGUUUUUUGCCUCUUGACUUAACUCUCCUUGUGAAGAUACAGCAGAUGUCCUUCAGUGCAGGGGACACAAGUGAUUGUUGUUCACAAUGUAGGAUGUAAGAACCUGACAAAUAGGGAGGUGACAGCCUGGUGCCCACAGUGUCCAUCGUUCACGCAUGGCAUUUUUCACCAUUAUUAGGCUGGCAUCUGGGGACUUUCAGUGCACUGAUCUUUUUUUGUCAUUUGAGUCAUUUGAGGUUGAUGGAAAAUUAACUUGAGGUCAUGAAAAAGUCGUGGCUAUCAUGGUGGUGUACUCUUGUCGCUUUGCCUAACCUAGCUGUCAAUCACAUUAUAUUUUCAGAGCAGUAUCUGAGGUAGUGGGAGUAAUUGAAUGUUCACUGUGUAACGUGAAAAGUGAACCAUUCAAGAAGCUGUAUAAAGGAUGAUUUUUUACUGUUGUUAACUGUCACAUGCAACUCUUAAUUUGUAAGUCAUUAACUUUUUUGUUUUUAUAUCCAGUGUGAGCGCCCUAUACGUACUCAAACAUAGUGCUCAAAGAGCAAGGGCGUGCCAUUUGAGAGAUUUUCAUAGUAGUGUAAUUCAGCGUUUGGUUGCUGUGAAACAUAUUCACAGCGAAAAGAAGAAACUGUAUGAAAGAUGUUGUCGUUAUCUGUUACAUGCAACUCUGUUUUUUUUUUUUACUUUAAUUUCGAAGUUAAGAUUUUUUUUGCUGUAAAUCUGUUCUUGUACCAACCCCUUAACGUUCAAGGGGUUGUUACGACAAAAAAUAUCCUAAUCUGUAAGGCUUAAACUAAAGCAGAUGUCAAUAAAAGCCUUCUAUGGUGCA